Messenger RNA from Entamoeba invadens IP1, 987 nucleotides. RefSeq lists its product as hypothetical. The record is from RefSeq and is a predicted model, not a curated record. The transcript has a single exon. NCBI's taxonomy places the organism in Eukaryota, Evosea, Mastigamoebida, Endamoebidae. Bases 1 to 987 code for a protein of 328 amino acids.
AUGGCUCUUUCUACUGCAAAUCUAUGCGCUGUGUGCAGACAUUUCAAGACUAUUGAGGAUCUUUGUACUCUUUCUCUUGUCUGUAAAAAGUUCCGUCAUGUGAUGGGUCAGUUGACUUCCAACCCCGUCCCUCUCACAGAGAAAACAAUUCAUUACUUCACUAACUUGAAGGAUUUACAUUUGUACACUCCACAAGACAACACUUUUGGUAAUUACAACGUCCCAGAAUCUACACCAAAGACUCACACUUUCAAUCGAAUUGUUGUCAACUACGAAGUCUCUUUCAAGACCACUAAAGACCUCCCUGAUGCUGUGUAUACAGACAUUAUUUACACCAAAGAAGAUAGACAACAGUAUGGUUCACAACUUCCUAAGUCUACCAAUUCUAUUGGAAAUUUGUGUUACGGUGGGUACAAAUGGCUCACAAAAAUAGACAUCCCCACACGUGUCACUUCAAUAAGAUACGGCUCGUUUUGGGAUUGUGCUGCACUCACUGCCGUCACUAUCUCACACUCUAUUAAGGAAGUUGGUGUUUCUUGCUUUAGAGGAUGCGAAGCUCUUCGAGAGGUUGUCUUGCCAAACUCUCUCACUAAGUUGGGUGGAUAUUCCUUUAGAGGAUGUACUGCUCUUACCAAAGUAGAUUUGCCGAAGUAUUGUUUCAUAAUAGAGGACUCAACAUUUGCAGAGUGUUCUUCUUUAAAAGUUGUUGUACUUAAAGAGGAGACAAAAGAGAUUGGGAAGGAUUGCUUUGCUAGUUGUGUUGAGCUUGAGAGUCUUGUUAUCCCAAAGAACGUUAAAAAGAUUGGGGAAAAUUGUUUCUAUAAAUGCAUCAAAUUGACUUCUAUUAGUAUUCCACAAGGAGUGGAGUCAAUUGGUAAUGGCUGUUUUGGAGAGUGCGUCGAGUUGAAAAGUAUUAAGUUGCCUAGUUCUAUCCAAACUGAUAAUUUGUGCUUCUCUGAACCCGUUCAAAUUGAAAAGUAUGAAUAA